UAUUAUAUGUAUAUAUAAACCUUCACGAUUACCACAGCUGAUUGUGUAUAAGGGAGCUUAUCUUUUGUCAUCACCAUUCAACAAAUCUAUCAUAUCGAUCGAAGCAAAUGGCGAAAAUCAUUCCGUUGCGACAAUGGGGGAGUGAUACAGGCGGCGAUCCUUGGAGCUACAUACCCACCUUUCCCAUAGGUGAGAUAACCAUCAAUGUAGGUGGUAAUAUCAAGUCCAUUUCCUUCAAGGACGUUGAUGGCGUCAUCUCUGGGACAUUCGGUGGCAGGAGCCCUGAUCCUACGGAAAUUGGUCGUGAGAUAAAGGUAACUUAUUCUUUUAUAAUUAAUAAUGUACGUACCAACUACUUAAUUGAUUAUUCCUCUUUUUUUUUCUCAUCUCAAAUCUCAAUAUAUGUAUUGAAGAUUCCUAUCAAUUGGCCUUUGGAGUAUUUAACUGCAAUAAGUGGAACGUAUGGUAACUACAAUGGGGCGCCUGAUGUUAUCACUUCAAUCUCUUUUACCACAAAUUUCCAAGUAUAUGGACCUUUUGGAACAGCUGUUGGUACGCCUUUCGCCACCUCCGAAACAGACUAUCUUGAUGCUAUUGGUAUAUAUGUGUUGCCCAAUCUUGUUGUAGGUAAGUUUAUCACAUUUGUAGACAGAAACAUCAUUAAAUAAGAAUCACUUCCUUGUACAUUUGCUACUCCUA
This is a messenger RNA of Humulus lupulus (European hop), 699 nucleotides long. RefSeq names its product mannose/glucose-specific lectin-like. The coding region runs from base 108 to 668 and encodes 186 amino acids. Lineage: Eukaryota; Viridiplantae; Streptophyta; Magnoliopsida; Rosales; Cannabaceae. The transcript is spliced from 3 exons. The record is from RefSeq and is a predicted model, not a curated record.